Molecule: messenger RNA, 1050 nt
Organism: Cladocopium goreaui
Lineage: Eukaryota; Dinophyceae; Suessiales; Symbiodiniaceae
Source: the annotation of a GenBank genome assembly
AUGACGGAGACCCUGCAGGAAGAUGCGGAGUUAGCAACAGCUUACUCAGCAUACCAGCAAGCCAGACAUCGAUUGACAGAGCGAUACAAGAACCGUGGAUUUUGGCCAGCCAGGCCAUUUGCUGGAAAUGCCCCCAAAGGCAAGGGCUAUGGAGGUUUCAAGGCAUCUGGAAAGGGCAAAUCCUUUAAUCAGCCUCCUCCAACCACCACCGUGAUCACAGAGGAGAUUGAUCCGUUGCCCUUGGAGUUCCGACAGCUGCCGAUGUCAUCCGAGAUCAUGCCAUUGGAGGUAAUAGACUGCGAGCACCGAAAGUUCUGCAGUGCCAAGUUAGAUCAGCCGAUCGCCAUGCACUUGACCAGUCGCGGCCUGUUCUUGGUUGAUUUGAAUGAGAUUGCACUGUCAGCCCGACGUCAUGCCUUGCACAGCAGUGACUUAGCGAAGCCUGCCUUGCAACAGAGUGCUCCCUCCGAAGUGGAGGACCUGAGUCAUCUGACUCUCCCGGAACUCGAGAACGAGGUGAUCACCUUCGGGAGCAAGUACAACGGCAUGACCCACAGCCAGGCUUGGCCGGAUCAGGAAUGGUGCCAGUUCAUGCUGAACCGGUAUGGGAACAGCACCAAGACGGCUCAUCGCCGUGCCAUCAGGUUCAUCGAGCUCAAGAUCGAGCAGCACGAACAAUCACAGAUGCCCAUUCCAAAGAUGCAAAGCCAAGUGUCCCGUCCAGUGGGGCUGAACCUUGCCUCCAAGGCCAAGGCAAAACCACAGGCCAAGGCCAAGGGGUGCGCAUCUCACCAAGGAGUCCAUGCCAGUCUGAACAUGCCCAGUUGUUCGCCCGGCCAGAUGGGAGAGGACGACGACGUCUGGGAUUGGCAUUCCGAGAUGUAUGCAUCGGAGACCAUGAUGCCGAAUCCCUUGCAACAAGAUCCCGACUUCAUCGCCAUGAGAGAUCGAAUGCUGUUCAUGGAGAAUGCUCUUCAGCGAGUGAUCCAGCACAUCGAGCAGAACACCAACACAGCCGAGCCAGUGACCAGCCCAGAGGAAUUUCCGUAG